This is a messenger RNA of Malania oleifera, 1673 nucleotides long. RefSeq names its product pyruvate dehydrogenase E1 component subunit beta-3, chloroplastic. The transcript is spliced from 4 exons. NCBI's taxonomy places the organism in Eukaryota, Viridiplantae, Streptophyta, Magnoliopsida, Santalales, Ximeniaceae. The record is from RefSeq and is a predicted model, not a curated record. The coding region runs from base 180 to 1403 and encodes 407 amino acids. Gene Ontology annotation, biological process: pyruvate decarboxylation to acetyl-CoA. Gene Ontology annotation, molecular function: pyruvate dehydrogenase (acetyl-transferring) activity.
CCAAACGCACAAAUGCACAAUAACUGAACUCUAAAGAGAGAGGGGCGAUGCAAACAAAGGGAUUGUCGACGUUUUCCCUCUCGAGCUCUCCGUCCUCUCCAGCUCACUGAUUUGUAAAUGCUCACAUAUCAAUCAUUUCUCUCCAGUUUCUCAUUCUCUCCCAAGCUUUUGCGAAGACGAUGGCUGUGAUUCAGCGAGGAAUUGGAGCAUACACAGCUCUGUUCUCCUCAAAUCCCUUCGAUUCGAGGGUAUUUCUCCUCCCAUCCCGCCGAUCUCAGUCAGAAAGAAAAGGAAGCUUCUUUGCGGUCAGAUCUGAUGGAAGGGUGAUCCCUUGUUCGAGUCUCCGAGUUCGAAAGGCUCAGCCAUUAAUUCCUAAUGCCGUUGCAACGAAGGCCGAGAGUUCGGCGGCUUCUACAGCGUCUAAACCUGGGCAUGAGAUUUUACUUUUUGAAGCACUUCGAGAAGGACUGGAGGAAGAAAUGGAUAGAGAUCCCCGUGUGUGCGUAGUGGGUGAAGAUGUGGGUCACUAUGGAGGCUCAUAUAAGGUGACAAAGGGCCUGGCUACAAAAUAUGGAGAUCUGAGGGUGCUUGACACCCCUAUCUGUGAGAACGCAUUCACUGGUAUGGCCAUUGGUUCUGCCAUGACUGGGCUCAGGCCUAUUGUUGAGGGAAUGAACAUGGGCUUUCUCCUUCUAGCUUUCAACCAGAUAUCUAACAAUUGUGGCAUGCUUCACUACACAUCUGGUGGCCAAUUCACCAUACCGGUUGUUAUUCGAGGACCUGGCGGAGUAGGAAAACAGCUGGGAGCUGAACAUUCACAACGCCUUGAAUCAUAUUUUCAAUCAAUCCCUGGAAUCCAAAUGGUGGCAUGCUCAACCCCGUAUAACGCAAAGGGCUUGAUGAAAGCUGCAAUCCGAAGUGAGAAUCCAGUGAUUCUUUUUGAGCAUGUCUUGCUCUACAACCUCAAAGAGAGGAUUCCAGAUGAAGAAUAUGUAUUAUCACUUGAGGAAGCUGAGAUGGUCAGGCCUGGAGAGCAUGUCACCAUCUUAACCUACUCUCGAAUGAGGUAUCAUGUGAUGCAGGCUGCCAAGACUUUGGUAAACAAGGGUUAUGACCCAGAAGUAAUUGAUAUAAGGUCAUUGAAACCGUUUGACCUUCAUACAAUUGGGAAUUCUGUGAAAAAGACGCAUCGCGUGCUCAUUGUGGAGGAGUGUAUGCGGACUGGUGGGAUUGGUGCUAGCUUGACUGCAGCAAUCAACGAAAACUUCAAUGAUUAUUUGGAUGCCCCGGUAGUAUGCUUGUCAUCACAGGAUGUGCCAACCCCAUACGCUGGGACAUUGGAAGAAUGGACUGUUGUUCAGCCUACCCAAAUUGUGGCAGCGGUUGAGCAGCUCUGCAUGUAGUGAGUGAUAUAGUAGUAGCAAUAGCAGUGGCAAUAGUAUUUUUUGCCCAAUAAUAUUUUCUUUUGCUGUUUUAGUUUUGAAAUUUUUAUUAAAUUAUUGUCAGGGAUUUGUGUAGUUGAAACUUGCAAAUGUUCAGAGUGUUGUGGCUUCUCCCUCGUGCGGUGUCUUUUAUUUAUCUGUUUAUUAUUUUAUUUUAUUUUUAAUUUUAAAUUGUAAACCUGAAUGUUAUUAGGAUCCUGUCAAUGCAUGAAAUAAUUGAUUAUCUGUCAA